Molecule: messenger RNA, 855 nt
Organism: Medioppia subpectinata
Lineage: Eukaryota; Metazoa; Arthropoda; Arachnida; Sarcoptiformes; Oppiidae
Source: the annotation of a GenBank genome assembly
UUACAUUCAAUUACAAAGAGAUUUACAAUCAGUAAAAACAAGGAAAAGGGCGACAAACCGGAGGAAAAGUUUGAUUACAAUCGGAAUUCGCCGCUCGUAUUCAUCGGCGGUGUGCCGAGAAGUGGCACCACAUUAAUGAGGGUUCUCCUCGACUCGCAUCCGGACAUCAGAUGCGGUGAAGAGACGCGAGUUAUUCCCGAUUUGUUACACAUGUCCAGGAAUUGGCGCAAAUCGUCCUUUCAAUCACAGCGCCUGUCAGAGGCCGGCAUUACUGACCACUUGUUGGACUCAGUGAUGGCCGGCUUUAUAUUGGAGAUUAUGGUCAAACACGGAACGCCUGCCCCCAGGCUUUGCAAUAAAGAUCCGCUCACUUUUCAAUCGGCCCUAUAUUUAAGACAUUUGUUCCCAAACUCUAAGCUAUUACUUAUGAUACGAGACGGUCGGGCAGUCGUUCACUCCAUCAUCAUGACUAUUAGUGGCUAUGAUUUAAAUGACUUCCGCCAAUGCCUGGAGAUGUGGAACAAAGAUAUUUCUAGUAUGCACAAACAAUGCCAACGUUUGGGAAGUGAUGCCUGUCUUCCCGUACGAUACGAACAGUUAGUACUUCAGCCCAAAGUAUGGUUACCAAAAAUUUUGAGCUUUCUAUCGGUUCCCUGGAAUGACUCAGUCCUUUAUCACAAAGGGCUCAUCGGCAAAGACAAUGACAUCUCUCUAUCAAAAUUUGGAUUGUCAACGGAUCAAGUGAUUAAACCAAUCAAUAUCGAGGCGCUGUCCCAAUGGGUCGGACGCAUACCCGACGAUGUGGUCAGAAAUAUGGCUACUAUAGCGCCGAUGCUAUCGAUUCUGGGUUACGAU